Lolium rigidum is the source of this 3057-nucleotide messenger RNA. RefSeq names its product copper-transporting ATPase HMA5-like. Gene Ontology annotation, biological process: monoatomic cation transport. Gene Ontology annotation, cellular component: membrane. The record is from RefSeq and is a predicted model, not a curated record. NCBI's taxonomy places the organism in Eukaryota, Viridiplantae, Streptophyta, Magnoliopsida, Poales, Poaceae. Gene Ontology annotation, molecular function: ATPase-coupled monoatomic cation transmembrane transporter activity; ATP hydrolysis activity; ATP binding.
UCGCCGGCGAUCUGGAGGCCGCGGCGUGGGCGGCCGAGGAGGAGGAGAAGGUGGCGGUGUUCGAGGUGUCCGGCAUGACGUGCGCCGCGUGCGCCGGCUCGGUGGAGAAGGCCGUCAAGCGACUCCACGGCAUCCAUGACGCCGCCGUCGACGUCCUCGGCUGCCGCGCGCAGGUCGCCUUCUACCCGGCAUUCGUCUCGGAGGAGAAAAUUAGGGAAACCAUUGAAGAUGCUGGAUUUGGAGCUAAAUUAAUUGACGAGGAGGUUAAAGAAAAAAACAUUCUAGUAUGCAGGCUGCACAUAAAAGGAAUGACCUGCACGUCUUGUACAAGUACAGUUGAAUCUGCCUUGCAAGUUAUUCCAGGAGUUCAGAGAGCUUCCGUUGCAUUGGCUACUGAAGAGGCAGAAAUCCGUUAUGAUCGCAGGGUUGUUACUGCUACCCAGCUAGUCCACGCAGUUGAAGAAUCAGGCUUUGAAGCGAUACUGGUCACCACAGGAGAAGAUCGGAGCAGGAUAGACCUCAAAGUGGAUGGCAUUCUUGACGAGAGAACAAUAGCGCUAGUGAAAAGUUCUGUUCAAGCUCUUCCUGGAGUAGAAGACAUAAAAAUUGACACUGAGCUCCAAAAGAUCACCAUCUCAUACAAACCUGACCAGACAGGCCGGGACCUUAUUGAAUUCAUCGAGUCAGCUGCAUCUGGUCAUAUUGCUGUAUCAAUAUAUCCGGAAGCCGAUGGAAGAGAGCAGCAUAGAAAUGUGGAAAUAAAUCGGUACAAAAAGUCUUUCUUUUGGAGCUUAAUGUUCACAGUUCCAGUCUUCCUAACCUCCAUGGUGUUCAUGUACAUCCCAGUGCUGAAGGAUGGAUUGGACAAAAAGGUUAUCAACAUGAUGGGCAUUGGUGAGCUAUUGCGUUGGAUUUUAUCGACACCGGUCCAGUUUGUAAUUGGCCGCAAGUUCUAUACCGGUGCUUACAAGGCGAUCCGCCAUGGCUCGCCAAACAUGGAUGUGCUCAUUGCUCUAGGGACCAACACAGCUUACUUUUACUCUGUUUACUCAGUUCUCCGAGCUGCCACUUCUGAGACUUAUAUGGCAACUGAUUUUUUCGAGACAAGUUCCAUGCUCAUAUCAUUUAUCAUUCUUGGAAAGUACCUUGAGAUAUUGGCAAAAGGAAAGACCUCUGAAGCUAUUGCCAAGCUGAUGGAUCUUGCACCAGCAACUGCAACUGUGCUAACGUACGACCACGAAGGGAAUAUUGCAAGUGAGAAAGAGAUCGACGGUCGGUUGAUUCAGAAAAAUGAUGUGAUUAAGGUCAUUCCAGGUGGGAAAGUUGCUUCUGAUGGAUUUGUUAUCUGGGGCCAGAGCCAUGUGAAUGAAAGCAUGAUCACCGGAGAAUCACGGCCUGUGGCAAAGAAGAAGGGUGACACGGUGAUUGGAGGGACGGUGAAUGAGAAUGGUGUGCUCCAUGUCCGGGCAACAUUUGUUGGAUCAGAGAGUGCCCUGGCACAGAUCGUAAGGCUAGUAGAGUCAGCACAAAUGGCAAAAGCUCCUGUACAGAAGUUUGCUGAUCAGAUAUCUAAAGUCUUUGUCCCCCUGGUCAUUUUUCUUUCUUUGCUCACUUGGCUUUCAUGGUUCUUAGCUGGGAGGUUCCAUAGCUAUCCUAGCUCGUGGAUACCAUCUUCCAUGGAUAGCUUUCAGUUAGCUCUUCAGUUUGGGAUAUCAGUUAUGGUAAUCGCCUGUCCUUGCGCCCUAGGGCUCGCAACUCCCACUGCUGUGAUGGUUGCAACUGGAGUUGGUGCCUCACAAGGUGUUCUGAUCAAGGGUGGGCAAGCUCUGGAGAGUGCGCAGAAGGUGGACUGCAUUGUUUUCGACAAGACAGGAACACUAACGAUUGGGAAGCCUAUCGUCGUCAAUACCAGACUCUUGAAAAACAUGGUGUUACGUGAAUUCUAUGACUAUGUUGCAGCAGCAGAGGUCAACAGCGAGCACCCGCUGGGGAAGGCGAUAGUGGAGCAUGCCAAGAAAUUUUAUUCAGAGGAAAACCAUAGCUGGCCUGAAGCAAGGGAUUUCCUUUCGGUCACUGGACACGGCGUCAAGGCAAAUAUCAGUGACAAGAGUGUCAUUGUGGGCAACAAGAGCUUUAUGUUGUCACUAGGCAUCGACAUCCCUGUGGAAGCUUCAGAAAUACUGAUGGAAGAAGAAGAUAACGCGCAGACUGGGAUCAUCGUGGCUAUGGAUCAAGAAGUUGUGGGCAUAAUCGCUGUGUCUGAUCCAAUAAAGCCAAAUGCUCAUGAAGUGAUAUCAUACCUCAAGUCAAUGAAAGUGGAGUGUAUAAUGGUGACCGGGGACAACUGGGGAACUGCCAAAGCCAUCGGCAGAGAGGUUGGCAUCGAAAAUAUCAUGGCUGAAGCAAAACCAGAGCACAAGGCUGAGAAGGUGAAGGAACUUCAGCUGUCUGGAAAAACAGUAGGGAUGGUUGGUGAUGGAAUCAACGACUCCCCAGCGCUGGUGGCAGCUGACGUCGGGAUGGCGAUUGGCGCAGGCACCGACGUUGCCAUCGAAGCUGCGGACAUCGUCCUCAUGAAGAGCAACUUGGAGGAUGUGAUCACUGCCAUCGAUCUGUCCAGGAAGACCUUCUUCCGCAUACGGAUGAACUACGUCUGGGCUCUCGGCUACAACAUCAUGGGCAUACCGAUCGCUGCUGGGGUGCUGUUCCCGUCAACCCGGUUCCGCCUGCCACCCUGGGUCGCCGGAGCUGCGAUGGCGGCAUCCUCCGUCAGUGUCGUCUGCUGGUCCCUGCUGCUGAGGUACUACAAGAGGCCAUUGGUUAUACAGGAGCGACAGACAUAGAAAACUACCGUAUAUACAGAGUGCUAGCAUACAAACUGUAGUUACAUGGAAUGUAACUCCGUGGACAUGGAUAACGGCAAGGGCAGCAGUUCUGUAAUGUAAAUAUGUACUAUAACUGCUGGAUAGCUGGCCGGGAUAUGUAGUUUUCUUACAAGUUACAUCACUUCAGUAGUGUUUGCGAUAGAUUUGGAGCGCGAGUAUCCCACUGUUCUUA